Ceratina calcarata is the source of this 2432-nucleotide messenger RNA. RefSeq lists its product as uncharacterized. The transcript is spliced from 8 exons. Bases 512 to 2215 code for a protein of 567 amino acids. The record is from RefSeq and is a predicted model, not a curated record. NCBI's taxonomy places the organism in Eukaryota, Metazoa, Arthropoda, Insecta, Hymenoptera, Apidae.
UGGAUCCUCCGCCGUGGAGUCAGUAUCCCGUGAUGGUCAGGUACGCGCGAACACCGCUCGCGCCGCGCCGUUGACAAGUGAACUCUCUUUGGUGAACCGACGCCUUCCUACGCUUCACCUUGCGAUUUCGUGUCCAGCGCGCUUCGCGUUCCGUUCCGUUUUCCUCGGUUUCACACAGGGAGAACGCGUAUAACGCCGAGCGUGGAAAAGUGCGUCGGACUGGAGUCACGCAGCUGUCAGAUCGACCGAGGCGACUCCUCUUCUUCGUCUUCGUCCUCGUCUUCUUCUACUUCUUUAUCGGGCUGACCACGCACGCGUAACACAAAGGUUGUGCAUGCUGCCAGGCGAGUACGUGGGCCGUACGUACCGUACUCGUUCCUCUGCCGAGACCCGCAGCUACCAUCGUCUGGCUGGCUACCCGAAGACCCGUUCGAUUCCAGGCUCGCAGCAUUGCUUAAUUCCUGCGAAAAACGCCGCGAGCUCUUCAGCAUCCCGGACCCCUUCGUGAGCGAUGGCCCUGCGCCUGAGGAGCAGCAAGGAUGUCAAGAAGAGCUCGUACUACGUGUGGUACCUGGGAGCGAGGGAGGCCAAGGGGGUGGACGCGAUGCCCGGUGCCAUAGCUUACCUGCUCGAGCGGGAACGGCUUCAGGAGCCUUUCAAGGUCACGCUGCAGGUGAGCAAUAAGGGGUUGAAGAUUAUACAGACGGUGCAUCCGGGCGGAUCCACGAGGUCGGCUGUCAAGCACUUGGUACCAGGACACGCGGUGCUGGCCGCUGUACAACGCGAGGACGUCGUCGCCGCGACUCUUCUGCUGCCCAACCCGGCAACGAACAAUCCGGUUCACGUGCACGCGUACAGAUGCGAUUCGGUGGAGACAGCCGAAUUGUUGGGCGGCCAGCUGAAGGCCCUGGCGUCGCACAGCGAAAAUCUGGCCAGGGUGAACUCGCUGGAAAGUGGCAGGGCUCGUAGCAAUUUAGGCAGCGACGGCAGGAGCACGAGGGAAUCGGAAUCGUCCGAGGGUAGCGGCGAGCUCAGGCACGAUUCCGUGCAGACCACUACGAUAUUCGAGUCCUUGGCUGCGGAACUACGUGCCAAGCUCGGUAGAGGCAACUCGGGGGACAACGACGUGGGUCCGAUUCUUCUGCCUCCGCGGGAUUAUGAUACCGUGCACAGACAUCGGGGCAAUUUGGCCGGGAUCGAGUUCAGACGGUGCCUGAAUCAGACGAUCGUAGGCGGUAGUCAGACUACGGUCGACAGAGGCGGCACGAGAAGUGCAGCGAGCAGUGGAAUCGGCUCCGAUAGCGCCGCUACGCCCCCGCCCUAUCAGAGUCAUCAUCCCCUGGGUCCAAGGCCCUCGAGACCGUCUAGAGACUCUUCCUCCGACGACGACUGGGGAGCGCCAGCAGAGGAGAACGACUACCUGCCAGAGGCAGAGACAGGUACGAGCCUGACUCUACCUAGAUUACCGAGGAGUCCUGAAAGAUUGCCUAGCCAGGUGAACAGAGGCGUUUCACCGAGCUGCAACCGAAAUCGCAGGGCGGCAGAGUUCAGGCAACGGUCGCCCAGCCCGCAUUAUCAGCCGAGGGUGAAUCCUGGCGAAGUGACGAGUCCCAGGGAGAGAUUUCAGGAUGCCAAGGAGAUGUUCAGAGCCAUGGAGAGAGAGGCCAUCGCCAGGCCUGUCCUUUCCAGGCAGAGAGAAGUUGAAAGUCAUCCCGUUCACAGGGUGGACUCGAGGCAGAUUCACGAGGACCGUCAGCAUUCGGUGAACAGUUCAACGACUCACGAGCACCUGAUCAGACGGAACCAUUCGGAAGUUGAACGAGAGAACGAUAUUUCUUACAAGGCCCGGCCACGACCGCGGACCCAUCAUUACGCGAUGGAACGGCCGUCGUCGGAGCAGCAAGAGGUCUCGAGGCCACGGCCACGAAGCUUCUACGAAAACCCGACAACUGGCAGAGAAUACAGAGAUCAAAGGAAUCUCGUCGAUCCCAGAGAUAUCAGAGAUUUCCGUGACCGCGCGCACGUGCGGGAAAUACGCGAGAAGGUGCGCGCAAGGGCAACUACUUAUCAAGAAUUGUCCGAGCACGAGAGAUACCCGGGAUUGGACCGUGAGAGCGCGAGGCCACCCUUGGAGAUAGUGCCCACGCCGAGCCGAUAUCGACACAGCUACGCAGAGCCACCGCGACUCGGCCUAGCAGCUCUGCAUCCCUACUGAACCCUCGUUGUUAACUAAUAAAUUAUUUAAUUACCGUACUAUUCGCGUCGCUGACUGAAUUAUAACAGCGGGACAAAUGAGGACUCGACGCAUGUUUGUUAAAAUUGAUAAAAAUUUUAUUUAUAGACGUCCCAGUUUAUCUGGUCGAUGUAUUUUUACACGAUCUGUGAUAAUGUUCACUGCCAUAUUAAUUAAAUAAAUUAAGAUACAAAAAUUA